AUGGUCCCUUGGCCUAGUUGGUUAAGGCGUGGUGCUAAUAACACCAAGAUCAGCAGUUCGAUCCUGCUAGGGACCAUUAUUUUUUGUGUUCAAUUUUGCUGA
Messenger RNA from Priceomyces carsonii, 102 nucleotides. RefSeq lists its product as uncharacterized. The transcript has a single exon. The record is from RefSeq and is a predicted model, not a curated record. Lineage: Eukaryota; Fungi; Ascomycota; Pichiomycetes; Serinales; Debaryomycetaceae. Bases 1 to 102 code for a protein of 33 amino acids.